UAAUUGACAAAUGUAGAAUGGAUUAAUACGUACAUGUCGUGUCGUGAUUGAUGCUGGACCAGCCGCUGCCGCCGAGUGGAUGAUGCAGGCGAGCCGGAUGAUCUGUGCGCGUCACGCUAGCCUCAGCACCUCACGACACGUCGAAGCAUUCCUCCGAAACACGCCCGCCCGCACCGCGACCUCGUCCCUGCAAUUAUUCCUCUCCCUCGCGGCGUGCGGGUGUGUCGAGUAUGUCCAUUGACACUGCACGCUUUGUCACUGUCCUUGCCAUUGCCCUACUGCCAUCGUCCUCUUCCUCCCCCAGAGCGCGGCUCAGCCUCGCGUACACACUACACGUCUGACUUUCUCCCGCACCACACGCGGCUUUUUCCAGCCACCCACCGCGUGUUCGACCUAUUUCACCCCCCCUACGCAAUGGCAGACCGCAGGCCCAACCAUUGGCCUCCUCGCAACAUGCCUUCAACAGGGUCUGGCAAUGCUGCACCUCACCCAGCUCUGCUGCCCGCCUUUGAGCCAUUCUCUUCCUCACCACCCUCCGCCCUGCCUCGACCUUCGAAACGCAAGAUCGACGACGUCCUAGAUGAUAGAAAGUAUUAUCCAACACCUAUCCCCACCUCGUCCACCGGCAUCCUUCCCUCCUCACCGCCACCACCACGUCAGACGCGUCCCGGCCUGCAACGCAGCGUCUCCGCCCUCUCCGAACGCGCCCCGCUCGCCGACGUGCCCACCCUGACCCUCCCCUCCUCCGGCGAGCCCCUUCUCAUGGGUCGUUCCAGCAAUUCCUCCGACUACCAGAUCUCAUCGAAUCGCCACAUCUCACGCGUCCAUAUACGCGCCUCUUAUUGCCAUCCCGACUCUUUCAACGUGGCGGGCAAGGUGGAGGUGGAGUGUCUCGGGUGGAAUGGUGCAAAGAUCCACUGCAGGGGCGAGAUUGUCGAGUUGGCCAAGGGCGAUGUCUUCGUGUCGGACAAGCCAUUGGCCCAGAUCAUCGUUGACGUGCAAGAUACGCGUGUGAUGCUGGUGUGGCCCAAGGGUGAAGCACGCGAGUCGGUCUCGGCCGAGGCAAGGUCUCCGUGGGCAGAGGAAUCUCCGUCGAAGCGUCGUAAUACCACGGGCGCCGAGUUCGCGUCGAGCCCGCCGCUGUACACCAUGCCACCCCGCCUACACUCCCCGGUCUCCCCUACACCAGCCGUCGACCUCAACUCCAGCUUCUCUUCCACCUUCCGCGCCGACCAGACAGAGGAAGUCAAGGUGUAUGUGGACGCCGGUGAGGACUCAGAGGCGGAUGCUCCUCAUGAUCCAACGCCUUCGCCAUCGAAGACGUCUCCUCACGUGCCCACGCCAGCCCUCCACGCUAGUGAAGAAGUGUCGCGUGCCACCGAUCCGGAGGAGUUCUCGGAACACGACGAAGAGAAUGAUCCCGUCGUCCACUCCUUCGGACCCUUUGGCGAUAACAUUCUAUCCCGCUUCCAGUCCUUCCAGCCCGCGUCCCCAGAGCAGGCCCGCAAGCCGUUGUCCGCCUCGACGAACCCAGCAGCCCACAGCCCACGCAAAACCAGCCCGGUGAAGAAUCACGUCAUCAACCAGCUGGCGUUUUCACGCGUACACUCCCUGCCCCUCUCGACCAUCCAUAGCAACCUGCCGGCCGAGCUGCGUGGUGCCGUCGCCAAGACAUCCGAUGCCGAGAACAACGCCGCUCUCACUGCUGCAGACCUGCAGAGCAUCCUCGACGACAUUCCGUGCGUGGGUGAGAUCAGUCGCGAGGGCAAAGACGCGGCAGGCAAGUUGUUGGAGAGCGAGUUUUACUACGUGCCGGAGAUGGACACGGACGUGAACCGUCGCGACACCGUGACGCAAAGUCUAGGCAAGACUAGCAUCCGCGCUGCAAGGAAGCAGCACAAGCAAUACUACUGGAAGCGUCCAAGGAACUGAGGGGUCGCUUGACCUCUCCCGACCUUUCAUGCUUUCGUCUGAUGUUCGGGGCCUGUAUGGGCCUCUUCCGUUUCCUCUCUCUCCUACGUCGGAUCGACUUUGCAUAGCGGAGGCGUUGAGUACGGCACUUGCGUUUCGUGAGGUCGGAAGCGAAGCAUCUUUAUCGUCCAGCAAUGCAUUGCAUGAAGGGGUCGUGAUAUGACUGAUGUCUGAGCUCGAAAACAAGAAUGUGAGGGGUGCGGGAUGGGAGAAACGGGAUGAAGGCGUGUCCGCGUUUUCGACGUACUCUAAAGGAGAGCGUGUAGAUGGAGAGGAAAGAAGGAAGAAUGGAGAGGAAAAUCGUAAAAAGUCAAGGUUGUCUUUUCCGUCCCAUUCACAUUUCAGACGUGUCACAUGUCGCCCGCGGGGUGGCCUGGCAUUUGACAGGUGACGUAAGCGGUGUCGGUCCGCGCUUAACCCU
This is a messenger RNA of Neohortaea acidophila, 2392 nucleotides long. RefSeq lists its product as uncharacterized. The transcript is spliced from 2 exons. Bases 415 to 1932 code for a protein of 505 amino acids. The record is from RefSeq and is a predicted model, not a curated record. Gene Ontology annotation, molecular function: protein binding. Lineage: Eukaryota; Fungi; Ascomycota; Dothideomycetes; Mycosphaerellales; Teratosphaeriaceae.